This is a messenger RNA of Laetiporus sulphureus 93-53, 970 nucleotides long. RefSeq lists its product as uncharacterized. Lineage: Eukaryota; Fungi; Basidiomycota; Agaricomycetes; Polyporales; Laetiporaceae. The transcript is spliced from 3 exons. Bases 8 to 847 code for a protein of 279 amino acids. The record is from RefSeq and is a predicted model, not a curated record.
UGCGGUCAUGUCUCAGACUGGUUCUCCAGAGAGCCCCAGAAAACACUUGUUACCGGAACAAGAUGCACCUAAAUCUCUCCCGAACGAGCCAUCAGCGUACCAAUCGAGUUUUGCGUUGAAGAACGGCAAGAAAGAGUCUGUGCCAAUAUGGGUACCUCUCACGUUGAUAGCAUUCUCAACGGCUGCUCUUGUAGUCCCGAUUGUCUUGUUUCGGAGGCAGAGAGCCGCUCUCCUCGAGCAAUCAUUAGCCAAACCUCCUCCGCCACCUCGUCGAACAAACGUCGGCGUGACACCACCAGCGAGGACAACGUUGUUAGGAUCUGCGCCUCCUCCGAGAAGGAGUACUACGCCGUCUGCUGCUCUGCCCUCCUCCGUACCCUCAAGCGCUGACACUGCGAAGCUCGAGACAGAGGCUGCAGGCGACUACUUCAACGGUGUCCUCUAUAGCGCGAAGGCGUUCGUGAUUGCUACAACGCUGGUUGGUGUAGGAGCUGUUGCGACAGUAUGGGGUGUCAAGACAGCUCUCGGUGUUCGCGAUACGCAAGAAUUUGCACAACGCAUGAGAUUGCUCAUCAUGGACAGCAUGCCAAACUUAUCUGCACGGAUUCACCAGGCAUUGCAUGAUGAAGAAGAACGUGCCUUCCCCUCCGAAGCUAUCACACAUACAAUCACUAAUGAGAACAUGGACGCCAACUCAAAAGCAAGCAUUGAAUGGUCAUGGCCUGAUGCAGAAACGCGAUUGAAGGCCGCUUUUGAGAAAGAUGGGUUGGUGGGGUGGGGCGAAGCUGUGCUACAUGAAUUGGAGACCGAAGCAAAGAUCAAUAGAAGCAAGCGUGGGCAUGCCUAACUCCUCGUAUCACUCGUUCAUGCUUGCACACUAUACGGCCUUAGGAAGAGUUGAUCGCACUAUAUGACGCAGAGGGGAAAAAAGCGAUCUACAUACUGCGUGCCAUAUUCAUGGGGGCUGCAU